AUGUCGACCUCUUCUGCGCGCCCCAGCUCCCCCAUCAACUCAGAGAUGACUCACGCCGUUGGAAGCCCAUUCCCCCACUCAGACGAGGAAGUUCUAUCCCUCGACAUCUAUGAUGACUUCAGCUACCGCAUUCGGCGACAGAGACGGGUCGUGUACGUCUGCGUGCUGGACAGAGAGCUUCUCCCCCCUGACUGGGACGAGCAAUGGGAUACCCUCACCGUUCGUCGAGGCCCCUCCGGGAUCGAAUGUACCCCCGACGAGUUUGUCCCGCAUGGCCUGGACCUCGAGCGUCCGGACCUUCCUGUUGCGCCGUUCUACAACCUACUCGAUCUGACCUGGGUGAAUCGGAUCGGCGAAACCCUGUGGGAGGUCGAGUACGGCCAGAAGUCGUGGAUCAUGAAGGUGGCACGCUUCGAUUACGAACUUCGCUUUAUCCAGCCAGAGGUGUCGGUCUAUGCUGCCCUGGCUGCAUCGCGGUUUCCGAUGGCCCCCAAGUUCGUCGGGUUUGUCUACGAGGAGUCCAAGGCUCGCACAAUCGGCUUUCUGCUGGAGAAGCUGGACGGGGUCACGCCGGGCAUCCAGAACCUCGCGGAAUGCCGGGAGACGGUUCAGCUGCUGCAUCGCCAUGGCAUUGUGCAUGGAGCUCUCCUCAAAUACAAUUUCCUCAUCACCGACAAUGGUGCUAUGUUGUUUGACUAUGGGGUUUCGACCGUAGUGGGCGAGGUUGAUCCGGUGGUGGGCGAGCAGGAGCUGACGUCUCUGGAAACCCAGCUCAAGAGCACUUCCACCCUGGGCAGGAAAUAG
Messenger RNA from Aspergillus heteromorphus CBS 117.55, 804 nucleotides. RefSeq lists its product as uncharacterized. NCBI's taxonomy places the organism in Eukaryota, Fungi, Ascomycota, Eurotiomycetes, Eurotiales, Aspergillaceae. Bases 1 to 804 code for a protein of 267 amino acids. The transcript is spliced from 2 exons. The record is from RefSeq and is a predicted model, not a curated record.